AUGCUCCUCGCACCGCUCCUCGGCCUGCUUCCCUGCCCUCCCACCCGGUGGGACGCGCUCGGCGAGCUGACGCCCGCGGCUCCACGCGACUUCCUCGCUGUCGUCACCGCGCCUCCUUCGCUGUCGCCGACUGCUGAGCGCGAGUGGCUCGAGCGGAACCGGGAGUGGCUCAUGGAUGAGCUCGGCGAGCACGGCGCGCUUCACUUCAAGGGCUUCCGCCUCCCUGCCACCUCGGCAGGCUUGCGCGACUUUUGUAGCGCGCUGCCUCUGGUUCCCUGCGCCGACCCUUUGGCGAGCGUCGGCGUCCGCUCCCUCCUCUCCGCGCCGGACGGAGUGUACGAGGCGGUCAACGCCGAGUCCCUCUCCAAGACCUUCAUAGGGCUGCACAACGACGUGACGUACAAGCUGGCGGCUCCCUUCGCCGCCUUUGCGUGCUUCCAGCCCGCGAAGCUCGGUGGAGGCGACUUUCUGCUCGCGGACGGGCGGGCGGUGCUGGCCACCCUGCCUGCCGGAGUGCUGGCCACCCUGCGAGAGAGGCUGCUCUCAGUGCGGGUGCCGCUCGAUCUGGCAGUCGCCUUCUCCGCCGACGAGCGGACGCUGCAGAUCCUCGAGCAGCCGAAGGCGCCUGCUGUCGACGAGGCGGUGGGGAGGCACGUGGUGCGGGUGCCGAUGGCGACGGGCGAGGUCGUGCUGCUGGACUCGUACCAGGCGCUGCAUGGACGGGACUGCUUCGAGGGCAGGCGCGAGCACGGAGUGGUGUGGCUCGACGAGGAGAGAGGAGAAAGAUUGACUUGCGCUGCUCUCUCAUCAAAAUCGUGCGUGAGACAGAUCGUUUGA
Emiliania huxleyi CCMP1516 is the source of this 837-nucleotide messenger RNA. RefSeq lists its product as hypothetical. Lineage: Eukaryota; Haptophyta; Isochrysidales; Noelaerhabdaceae. The record is from RefSeq and is a predicted model, not a curated record. The transcript has 3 exons. Bases 1 to 837 code for a protein of 278 amino acids. Gene Ontology annotation, molecular function: oxidoreductase activity.